Molecule: messenger RNA, 839 nt
Organism: Asparagus officinalis (garden asparagus)
Lineage: Eukaryota; Viridiplantae; Streptophyta; Magnoliopsida; Asparagales; Asparagaceae
Exons: 1
Coding region: 84-698 (204 amino acids)
Source: RefSeq, a predicted model, not a curated record
UACAAGAAGAGAGCGUUAAUGAUAUUCUUAUCAUCAGGGAAUACAAAUUCUAAACCUCUCACUUAAAACUCCAUGAAUUCAAGAUGGUAAACUUUUUGUGCCUACAGAGACCAGCGUCAAAUAGAAGCAGAAACAGGCACAGAAGCAGAAACAGGCAUAGAAUCGAUGAUGAAGUACAUGGAGAACUAAGCUCCGUAUCAGAAGUACACAACAAGAGUUCAGUAGUGAGGAUCGUUCUCGCCAGUGGAUUGGUUGAAGUCUAUGACACUGCGGUCACAGCUCGACAUGUCAUCAAGAAGUAUCCAGGUUUGUGUCUCGCUCGUCCAGAGGUGUUCAAGAUGCCGCACAAAUCGCUCGUUGGUCCAAAAGAGAUACUGUCUCCGGGACAGAAGUUUUACUUAGUGCCUGCGACGACUAUGGAGAAGUUAAAGAGGAAAUGCCUGGUAAUGACUAGUGAAAUAUCGGAAGGAGUUGAUGUAGGGGUGAAGGAUAAGAGAGAAGGUGAGGAGACUGUGUGCUCAGCGAAAGAUGUUUAUGCGUUAAGAGAUGAAUGGAGUGAGUGUUCCCUGCAGAGGUUAGAGAAGCAAGAUGAGAAGAAGUGCUUUGAUCCGCCAAUAAAAAAGGCCACCAGGAUGAGGAAGGGUGUGCUCGAUGGAUGGAAGCCUACACUGCCGUCUGUAGAGGAGAUAUCUCCUUAGAGUUGAAUCUAUGGGAGCCUACACUGCCAUCUGUAGAGGAGAUAUCCCCUUUGAGUUGUAUCUAAUGUUUUCGCUUCAUUGCAUUAAUGAUGCAUAAAAAAAAUGUCCAUUUUCUAAUUAUUGUACUUGGACAUUUGUGGU